UCCUUCCUUCCCCUUUCACUGUACACCGCCGUACUUGCAUCUUCUGAACUAACAAUAACAUAAAACAGCAAGCAAUUUCAUUUCAUCAGAUCGAUCUUCUUCUAUGGAAUAAUGAUUUGACAUCGAUAAAGUUCUUUCCUCUUUUUAAGUUGUUUAGUUUUCUAUCGAUUUUGUAAUAUCUAAUUCAAAAGCUCUCUUUAUAGUGUUGAUUGAUCCAUAUUAAAAAAAAAAAAACGCAAUCGGAUCCCUUUUGUUUGAAUGAUGAUUUGGAUCAAUUUCAGUUCUGAUUAAAUCUGAAGAAAAACGUGAAUUAAAAAAAAAAUGCAUAUAUAAACGAUUCUGUCACCGAUUCUAUUAAAAAGUUCAAUCUCCUCCAAAAUUGAAUGACCAGUGAGGUAUUUGAGCCAAUUGAGAGUGAUUCAAAAGCAAUGGGCAACAUUCUUAAAUUAAUUUUGGGAUGUUUAUGUGUCCGCCUCUUUCUUUUGUGGGGGUUAGGUUAGAAAACGUAGGGGUGAAGGGUUAGUAGGAAAACUAACAUUCAAUUGGAAAUGGGGUUUUGAGGAUAGAUUGGUUUUUUAUAUGAGAAAUGAGAAUGUGAUAGGGUUUUUGGUGGUUGGAUUGCAUCUACCUUCCAAGUUUCUCACCAAACUUUCUUAGUCUUGAAACUCUAAAACCCAACUACUUGUCAAAAUCCUCCUUUAAACCCCUUUUGUUUAAAAAAAUUCUUUUCUUUUAAUCUAAAAGAUGAAAAAAAAGAAAGAAUUUACUAGAAAAGCAUGUACUAGAAAUCUGUGUUUAACGGCCACAUAACCCUUUUACUGGGAACAAGAAUACUAACAGUACCUUUUCUUCUUUUCUUUUUUUUUUUUCUUUCAGUUCUCCAUUUUGUUCUUAAGGUAGUACAAGGAAUAGCUAGAAUUUCAGAUUGCUGAGAAUAAUAGAAGGGAAUUGGCACAAAUGUCCAGCAGUUGAGUUUGUUUUCAGGGAAAGAAACACAUUUCAGUAUGGAAAAGUAGGCGAAUAUUUGAUGUCAUUACAGGAGUUCGCCAAAUUUAAUUUACUAUGUGGCAAGCAAAAUUUAUGAUGACAUGGUAUUGGUACAUGUAAUAGCACGUUCUAAAUUGUAAGCAACUUUGAGGUCAACUUGCUGGUUCUCGAGCAAAUUCAUCCAAAACAAUUGAAACAAAAGUAGUACAAAUGGUGGCAAAUUGAUCGUAUGCUCUGAAAAACGUCGUCAUGAAAUGGAAAUUUGAAGAUUGCCACUCUAUAUGUGAUCGUUAAAUGGAAGAUAAAGCCACAGAAAAUAACAAUAAGAUGGUUCUGGCUAAGCCAAAAGCUUCAAGACCCUCGUGCUCAAAGUUCCAGUCUUUCUCUGCACUCCUUACGGGUGCGAUUAGCACAUCAUCUUCAUCACCUAAUUCAAUUUGCGAGACAGCUGUAGCUCCCAUUAGACCCAAGACUCUGAGGAUCAAACCCGCAGAAAGUUUGGCUUCAAAUGCUGCUGUUUCAUCUCAGGGCGAGGCAUCUGGAAGUGCAGCUUAUUCCUUGAAGGCUGAAAUCAAAUCUUCUGUGGUAUAUAAACCACUGGCUAAACCUGUUUCAAGAAAAACUGCUUCUCAAUUGGCAAAUAUGGGAAUGAGUAGCCAACAAGCAACAGUUCAGGUGCAAGCUUAUGCUCAAAAUACAAGUCGAACAAAACACCAUUUCCAAACUCCGGUUACUACAGAUAUUCGUCAAGAAUUGCCAUGGCCACCUGUUAGCAUUAACCAGAUCAAUGAUCCCUCAAAGAUGGCAUUGCGGAAACCUAAAGAGAAUCCAAAGGAUUUGAUGCCAACAGUAAGUGGUGAUAGACCUUCUUAUGAUGGGUAUAACUGGAGAAAAUAUGGGCAGAAACAAGUGAAAGGAAGUGAGUACCCUCGAAGUUACUACAAGUGCACGCAUCCAAACUGUCCAGUAAAAAAGAAGGUUGAAAGAUCAUUUGACGGGCAAAUAGCAGAAAUUGUUUACAAGGGUGAGCAUAAUCACGCGAAACCUCAGCCUCCUAAACGUCACACGUUAGGAACACUUGAUCAAGGACUUGCAUCCGAUGGGACUGGUCAUGAAACUAGUAGUAAUUCAUUAUGGAGUAACUCUCUCGGUGAGAGGAACCAAGGGUCAGAAAACCGAUUGGAGAAUCGAAGUGCUAUUGGAUUUUCAUAUAAUCCUUUUUCUUAUACAUCUAAAGCUCCAAUGCCUUAUGAUUCUGUCACAUCUGGUGGAGCUUUUAACAGUAGUGGUCUUGGAACUCCUGAAAGUUCUUAUGGUCUGAGUGGUGAUUGUGAUGAAGCAAGCAGAAGAAUCAAUGCAGCGGAUGAUGAAACUAAAUAUAAGCGGAGGAAGAAGGAGAAUCAGUCUAGUGACGUUCUAAUGUCACAAGGUGUACAAGAGCCUCGAGUCGUGUUGCAAGGGACAACAGAUGUGGAGAUUAUCGGGGAUGGUUUCCGCUGGAGAAAAUACGGACAGAAAGUCGUGAAAGGAAAUCCAUUUCCAAGAAGUUACUACAGAUGCAGCAGUCUCAAGUGCAACGUCAGGAAGCAUGUCGAAAGGUCAUUGGAUGAUCCAACCGCCUUCAUCACAACAUACGAAGGAAAACACAAUCAUGACAUGCCUUCUACAAGGAACAUCAAUCCAUCUGCAUCUCAUGACAUGGAUUCUAACCCCGCGAUUUACAAACCCAACCAAUGAUGUACACAGAGCGAGGAUCUUUACUCUACAAAUCAAUGUUUUGAAUACCUGCCAGAGAGAUCAACUUGGAGUUAGUUUCACUUUUCAUUGAACAACUACCUAUUGAAUGAGAAUCGAUACAGAUAAUUAGAUCCAGAAUCAUCCAGGAGGGAGAUCUUUCUUUGUGUAGAUAUGAGUAUUGAUUAUUAUAGAACUCAAUCAUUAAAUGGGUAGAAGCAGCAAAAAGCGACUAAAAAGCAAAGGGUUUCUCUAUUAUUUUUCACUUUUUGUUCUUUUCUUUUUUUCGCAGCUUGAAUCUGCAACAGAUGAGAUAUUGUUAUGUUAAACUUUCCUGUAACAGCAUUAUUUUACUAUAUGUCGAUAUACAUUACUUGUUAAUUGUUGUA
This is a messenger RNA of Papaver somniferum (opium poppy), 3110 nucleotides long. Its product is annotated as WRKY transcription factor 44-like. The transcript is spliced from 9 exons. The record is from RefSeq and is a predicted model, not a curated record. NCBI's taxonomy places the organism in Eukaryota, Viridiplantae, Streptophyta, Magnoliopsida, Ranunculales, Papaveraceae. Gene Ontology annotation, biological process: regulation of DNA-templated transcription. Gene Ontology annotation, molecular function: DNA-binding transcription factor activity; sequence-specific DNA binding. The coding region runs from base 1282 to 2724 and encodes 480 amino acids.